Neltuma alba is the source of this 411-nucleotide messenger RNA. RefSeq lists its product as uncharacterized. NCBI's taxonomy places the organism in Eukaryota, Viridiplantae, Streptophyta, Magnoliopsida, Fabales, Fabaceae. The coding region runs from base 1 to 411 and encodes 136 amino acids. The transcript has a single exon. The record is from RefSeq and is a predicted model, not a curated record.
AUGAUCACUAGGUCUAAAGCUCACAUCUCCAAGCCUAAGAUUCCUACUGAUGGUACCAUUUUCUGGCCUCUACCGAAAGCUCUCAUUAUCACCUCCUCUGUCUCUAUGCCUCGUUCAGUCUCCGAGGCUCUCAAAUCACCAAAAUGGCAAAACGCCAUGGCCACCGAGUUUCAAGCUCUCCUUGACACCCGAACAUGGACCUUGGUUCCACUGUCUCCUUCUCUCAAUGUGAUCAGUUGUAAGUGGAUAUUUCGCAUCAAAUUUUCUCCCUCUUGUUCGGUUGACAAGUUCAAAGCCCGACUUGUUGGCAAGGGCUUUCAUCAACAGGAAGGUGUUGAUUUCUUUGAAACCUUCUCUCUAAUUGUUAAACCAGUCACAGUCCGUGUGAUUCUCUCUAUUGCUGUCUCCUGA